UUCGUGGUAAUCGUACAGCGAGGGGCGUCGUAUCGCAUUGGUUGAACUGUAAAGGCGAGCGACCCACUAAUCUACAGUGUUUGUCUCGACAGGUAGAUUUCACGCGCUGAUUGUCGAUGGCCGACAGGUGCUGGCUAUUUCAGUUGCGUCAACCAGUCACCAGUAUCUCCAGUGAUAUAGACAUUGUUCAACGGCUACCCACCUGCCAUACAUAUCAAGCUUGACAUGAACAAGGCGCUGUGGACUACAGGUAGAUUUCAGCUACCUGGCACGAACGAAUGACGCCAGUGCGUGGAUAAACAUUUCACACAACGACAUGAACAUGUAGUCAAUUACAUUCCGUGACGUUCAUUUCAUUUUCAAGAUGCCGCACUGGUCGGAAAAAGGACUCCGGUAUCAAUCGGGCUUGAUGAUACAAGUUGCGGGGUUUUGUGUGUACGUGAUAGGAUAUGGGAGCCCUACCUGGACACAAGUAUACUCGCUAUUUCAAACGGACAGCGUGACGGCAUACCAUGGAUUGUGGCAAAUGUGUGGCAAAACAAUAUCUUCGUGUGCCGUGUUUGAAUCUCUCAACCAGGAGAUGCAUUCUUGGCACCAAGCCACCCGAGGUCUGGCCACGAUCAGUCUGAUAUUUUCUGUGAUAUCACUGCUGCUGCUGAUACGAUACAACUUCACCCAGUUUUCCCGCACCGCUGUGGACACGAGGUCCGUCAAGGCGCUGCCAACUCUUGCAGGUAUCACUGGGAUCAUCGCCUCCUCCAUUUACGCUAUACGGACACAGCUGCUGGUGUCUCGGAACAACGCCAGCUUGUCCUGGGGGUUCGCCUUGGCGGUUUUGGGGAACGCCAUGAUGAUACUGAGUGCCUGCCUCCUGUGUUCACGACGGGGACGUCCUGCCGCUCCCCCGGCCAACAGGAUGCAGACCUGGUCCACGGGAAUGAACCUGCCGCCAGGUGGCUCUGCCGGAUUUGCCUACUGGGAAGGAUCUGGAGGCCCAAUGGUUAACCCAGCCUUUCAAGACGCUUCCUUCAUCAAACCGCCCGACUUCGCUGACGCUCCCCCUAGCUAUGAGGAAGCCAUGAGGGGAUCCGCAUGAUACAUCCUUACUUCAGAGCCGGCGGCGAACUGUACUGUGAUGUGUGAACGCUGAAUGAAGUCGUGGACUGUUUUUAAAUGAAAUUCAUAGUGUCCCGAAAGUGUUCCGCGACUAUCAUCACAAUGAACACUGAAUAGACAGACCGUUACUCAUCUAUAGGUAUUGAUUGUAAGGUUUUUAAUUAAUGGGGGACCAGGCUCCGGCCAAUUUACAGCCCAAGCACGUAUGAUGCGAAUCAUUCGAAACCCACUUUGUUGAUCUGCUUAUUCAAAACCUAUGACUUUAUCAAUCUACCAGUUAACGAUUACCCCAUUUACACAGAUGUCUCAGUCAGUGCCUAGACUGAAACUAGGCACCAGACCGGUGGGCAUAGUGCUUGAGUUAGUGAAUAUGGUCUACGCCGCUUUUAGCAAUAUUCCAGAAAUGUAAUGGCUCGGAAUACCAGAACCGUUGUACUCAUAUAGGGAUCGAACCCGGGUCUUCGACGUGAAGAGCGAACGCUUUAACCACAAGGCUACUCCCUCGCCCAUGGCUUAGUGCCUGAAGUCGUUAAUAUAAUGUAUAUUAUGUUUAUAGUACAUGUCAGUAUAAUGCCUCUUGAGGUAAGGUGUUAUCAGGCAUAAAUCUUCAAUGCAUAACAUAAGGACUUAACGACACCUCCCAAGAGUUCUUGCGAGCAAGGGUCAGCUCUGCUUUUUAUGUCACCCGAGAACCGAGCAUGGCGCCCAGCUUGAUGCAUUCCAUGUUAAUGUUUUCACUAUUGAGUUGUUUUGACGUUUGCAUAAUUUGUGUGACAAUAUCACUUAUUAAUAUUCAUAAAUUUCAAUAUAUUUGUUACCUGGAUAUAACAAGAAGAUAUAUGCAUUAUUCAGGACUCCUGCAAAAGCAAUGGUCUUUGAAUGGCACAACACUGACCGAGCCAAGUGAGGGAAGUGUGUGAGCAAUGAAGUGAUGGUUUGGUUCAGUACAGUGCUGGUAUAUGACAGAGAACAUUACACGGCCAGCUGGAGGUGGUCAUCUGCUGCCCACUCUCAGUAUUUAAGGCACAUGUUAUCAAUAGAUAUUCUUUCAAGCUACCCGAUCUUAUUAUUAAUGUAGACCAGACAAUGUACAUGUAUUGGUGUAUUCGUCAGAUAGAGAACAUAUUAUAUGGGUUUGAUGGACUCACGAAUGUAUAAAUUAUGCAUAUAUUUUCAAUACUGUUUUCUAUAUUGAAAACCGCGUCGAGAAGUUGAAAUAACGACAUGACGAUCAUUUCUGAAUUAUGCCAAAAUUCAUGUCUGCAUUAUUAUACGUCAAUUCUACGACGUAUUAUUUUGUCAAGAAAAAUAUCUGUAUUAUGUUACGUCAACAAUAACGUAUGAAUAAUAUUACGUCAAUAAUAAUGUCUGCAUUAUAUUACAUCAAAUAAUAAUGUCUGAUAUACAUUUCGUCAACAAUGUCUGAAUUAUUUUACGUCAACAAUAAUGUCUGAAUUAUUUUACGUCAACAAUAAUGUCUGAAUUAUAUUUUGUCAACAAUGCAGAAGAUCACGUGACUCCACACGUGUAACGAAAGACAACAUGGCAGUAUCUCAGCCAUUGGAAUAAAUUACGACAGCUUUAACUGUUUUCAGUUUCAAAACAGAAACAAUUUUAUAGUUUAGUACAUAAAUGUUCACGGGUUAGUCUGGUUGGAUAUGGCCAGAUCAGCUAUUUACAAGCUUUGUCCUAAAUGUUUCUUGUCCUAUCAAUCAGAGAAAGAUAAUAUAUUCGUAUAUUCUGUAAACUGACACCAUCUUUAUCCGGACUUAGAUGCAUGCACAUUUGGUUUAAAAGUCAAAGUGAUGAGCUGUUUGUAGUUUGGUAUAGACUGCUGCCAUCCAGGUUAAGUCCUCAUGAGUGUCCGCAUGAGUGUAUGCAACCUCUCAAUACCUUGUAACAGGUGGUAUCCCAUGGAAUUUGAUAACUGUCACUAUCGACCAUUAAAUAGUGAUAUAUUUUUAAAAAACACACACCAUUAUCAUAUAGCAACACUGUCGUUUUAUAGUAAUCAAAAGGAUACCCCUUUGUAUUUGCAAUAUGUGUAUUUACUUCUGUUGUCUGUAAAUACUAUAUGUUAUUUCA
This is a messenger RNA of Haliotis rufescens (red abalone), 3201 nucleotides long. RefSeq lists its product as uncharacterized. The transcript is spliced from 3 exons. The record is from RefSeq and is a predicted model, not a curated record. NCBI's taxonomy places the organism in Eukaryota, Metazoa, Mollusca, Gastropoda, Lepetellida, Haliotidae. Gene Ontology annotation, cellular component: plasma membrane. Bases 365 to 1096 code for a protein of 243 amino acids.